UCGACUCGGUAACGGCUGUCUGUCGGCCUUUAAAACUCCGUCAAUUCACGAAGAUUUUUCGAGGAAAUUUCCAAAGCCUGGGAACAAGGGCAACGAAAGGCAUCUGCAACUUCGAAAUUUCAAAACAAUUACUACUUUCGUGAAGAAUCCUUCAAAAACUACCAGCUAUGUCCAGCUUGUCUUGAACGGCUAGAUGGCGACGCGCAGUUUCCUAUCCAUUUCUGCAUUUAAUUCGCGCUCCACGAUUCUCAAGGCGUCGGUGAUGAAAUCUAUAAUACCUCCUCCAUCUCCCUGCAAUCCAUGCUCUACUUCUCUCUCAGAAUUCAAGAGAAUUAUAAGGUGAAAUACAAUGGAGGAAUUUCAGGAUUUCCUUCCAAUUAUGGCGGACAAAUUGGGGGAACCCGAUUUUAUGGAGGAACUGUGUAAAGGGUUUCGUCUACUGGCAGAUCCACAACAAGGUUUGAUCACCGUCGAAAGUCUGAGGAAAAAUUCGGCUAUUUUAGGUGUGGACUCUUCUACAGAUUCAGAAAUAGAAGCGAUGGUGCAGGAAGCGGAUUUAGAUGGCGACGGAGCUCUGAAUGAGCACGAAUUUUGCGUUCUGAUGGUUCGACUCAGCCCUUCUUUCAUGGCGGAGGCUGAAAAUUGGCUACAGGAAUCCCUGCUCCAUGAAUUGGAAGAAACGUUGAAGGAUUGUAAAGCUUAAAAUUCAGAAAAAAUAUUAUUUGCAUAUUUUCUUUUUUCACAGAUCUUUGUCUGCCUCUCAUCCCCUUUUUACUGGUAUGUGAAUGGCAAUUUCUGCAUCAAAGCUGCAUCAAAAUUGGCUACAGGAAGCCCUACUCCAUGAAUUGGAAGAAACGUUGAAUGACUGUAAAGCUUAAAAUUUAUAAAAAAAUAUUUAUUUGCAUCAUUUUUUUAA
Cryptomeria japonica (Japanese cedar) is the source of this 916-nucleotide messenger RNA. RefSeq names its product calcium-binding protein KIC-like. The transcript has a single exon. Gene Ontology annotation, molecular function: calcium ion binding. NCBI's taxonomy places the organism in Eukaryota, Viridiplantae, Streptophyta, Pinopsida, Cupressales, Cupressaceae. The coding region runs from base 350 to 703 and encodes 117 amino acids. The record is from RefSeq and is a predicted model, not a curated record.